Messenger RNA from Lolium rigidum, 1863 nucleotides. Its product is annotated as cytochrome P450 71A1-like. The record is from RefSeq and is a predicted model, not a curated record. Gene Ontology annotation, molecular function: heme binding; oxidoreductase activity, acting on paired donors, with incorporation or reduction of molecular oxygen; iron ion binding. NCBI's taxonomy places the organism in Eukaryota, Viridiplantae, Streptophyta, Magnoliopsida, Poales, Poaceae. The transcript has 2 exons. The coding region runs from base 159 to 1670 and encodes 503 amino acids.
UAAGAUGGGGCCAGCCGGCGGCUAUUUGACAAGAACACAAGUGUGGAUUGAUCCAAAGAGAACACUGCCGUGGCUGGCUGGCUGGCUGCUCUUCAACCUCACAAGGUCGCGCGAUUAUCUUCGAUUCAAAGUUGAUUGGAUUUUCCAGUUGAGGUAGGAUGCCUCCGUACGCCGUCGUCGCAACCGUGCUCCUUGCCUUGUGCUAUGCCGUUGUCAGGAAGGCCCGAGGCCGCAGCAGCAAGCUCCCGCCCUCCCCGCCGUCACUCCCGCUGAUCAGCCACCUCCACCUCCUGGGCCGCCUCCCGCACCGCUCCCUCCGCGAGCUGCACCUCCGCUACGGCACCGACGGCGGCCUCCUGUUCCUGCAGCUCGGGCGCAGGCCAACGCUGGUGGUGUCCACGGCGGCGGCGGCGGCGGACCUGUACAGGAACCACGACCUCGCCUUCGCCUCCCGCGUGCCCAACGCGGCGGUGGACAAGCUCUCCUUCGGCCCCGACAAGAACAUCUCCUUCGCGCCCUACGGCGACGCCUGGCGCCGACGCAAGAAGAUGGCCGUGGUCCACCUACUGUCCCCGCGCCGCGCCGACUCGUUCGGCCCCGUGCGCGCCGCCGAGGCAGCUGCCCUCGUCGCGGGAGCCCGCCGCGCCGCUGAGGAGGGUGAGGCCGUGGAGCUAAGGGAUCUCUUGUACAGCUACAGCAACGCGGUGGUCACCCGCGCGGCCGCUCGUACAGCAGGGGCAACGGUAGAGAAGAUGAAGCAGCUUAUGGGGAACACCACGGCGCUCAUGUCGGGGCUCCAGGCGGAGGACGUGCUUCCCGACGUGGCAGCGAAGGUCAUCAGGUGGGCGACGGGGCUCGAGAAGAGACUAGACGGCAGGGUCGAAGCGUGGCAUAAGUUCCUAAACGAGAUAAUCGCAGAGCAUCUUGAGAAGAAGUGUGCCUACGGCGCAUGGGAAGAGGAGGACUUCUUGGACGUCUUGCUGCGCCUGAGGGAAGAAGGAACCGCCGGACUGGAACUCACCGACGAUCACAUCAAAAGCCUCGUCAAGGACAUGAUCUUCGCUGGAACUGAGACAACCUCUAUCACGCUGGAAUGGGCCAUGGCGGAGCUCAUCGGAAACCCGCGGGCAAUGGCCAAGCUGCAGGACGAGGUGGCGCGAGUCUCCAACGGCAAGCCGACCAUCGAGGAGGACGACCUGAGCAGGAUGGAGUAUCUCAAGGCCGUGCUGAAGGAGGCGCUCCGGCUCCACCCGCCGGCGCCGCUCCUUGUCCCGCACGAGUCGACGACUGCGGCGGUCGUCCAGGGAUACGAAAUCCCGUCGAAGACCGCGCUCUUCAUCAACGCGUGGGCGAUCGGGCGGGACCCGGCGGCGUGGGGCGACGCGGCAGAAGAGUUCCGGCCAGAGCGGUUCCUCGAAGGCGGCGGCGUGACGGGCAUCGACCUGCGGGGGAACGACUACCAGCUCCUCCCUUUUGGCGCCGGCCGACGGAUUUGCCCCGCCAUAAGCUUCGCGCUUCCAGCGCUGGAGAUCGCGCUCGCUAGCCUCGUCGGCCACUUCGAUUGGAAGCUCCCCAUCGGAACACGUCUGGACAUGAGCGAGGCGCCGGGGCUGACCACGCCGCCGCUAGCUCCGCUGCGCCUCCUCCCCAAGUGGAAGACACUUGUUUAGGUAGUGCCUAGGGCUAGGGAUGAAACGGAAGUGCGAGUGCUUGAACCUACGCUGCUCCCUAUUUGAUCUAAGCUUUCAGAUACGCCAGGAGUACCGGAUAAUGAUGGAUUAUAUGCUACAAGUAUCUCUACAUCCGCACAUUGUAAUAAGGUGUUCGCUAUCUCCCAAAAAAGGCUUGACACAUAUUCUCAAA